Quercus robur (English oak) is the source of this 1533-nucleotide messenger RNA. Its product is annotated as endoglucanase 16. The transcript is spliced from 8 exons. Bases 1 to 1461 code for a protein of 486 amino acids. The record is from RefSeq and is a predicted model, not a curated record. Gene Ontology annotation, molecular function: hydrolase activity, hydrolyzing O-glycosyl compounds. Gene Ontology annotation, biological process: carbohydrate metabolic process. NCBI's taxonomy places the organism in Eukaryota, Viridiplantae, Streptophyta, Magnoliopsida, Fagales, Fagaceae.
AUGGGUACCUCUACUAUGGCAGCAUCAGCUGCCAUUACAUUGGCUUGGCUGAUUCUCUUUGAAGGACUUUUGGUUGCUGUGAAUGGUAAUAUUAAUUAUAAGGAUGCACUCACCAAAUCACUUAUUUUCCUAGAGGCACAGAGAUCAGGGAAACUCCCCCCAAAUACUAGGCUAUCUUGGAGAGGAGACUCGGCACUUGAUGAUGGAAAGGAUGAAAAUGUGGACCUUGUUGGGGGAUAUUAUGAUGCAGGAGAUAAUGUGAAGUAUGGGCUUCCCAUGGCUUUCACAGUUACAACUCUAGCAUGGGCUGCUAUUGCUUACAAAUCAGAGCUACAAGCCAAUGGAGAGACGGAAAAUGUCCACUCUGCCAUUCGCUGGGGCACUGAUUAUUUUAUUAAAGCUAGUUCCCGAAAGAAACGAUUAUAUGUGCAGGUGGGAGAUCCGGUGCAAGAUCAUCAAUGUUGGAUUCGACCUGAAAACAUGAAAACACCAAGAACUGUGUUGAAGAUUGAUGAGAACACGCCUGGAACUGAGAUUGCAGCUGAAACUGCUGCAGCAAUGGCUGCUUCUUCAAUUGUGUUUAGAGAAAAAGAUCGUGUAUAUUCUCGUCGUCUACUCAACAAAGCCAAAUUGCUUUUUGAAUUGGCCAGAACACACAAGGGAUCUUUUGAUGGAGAAUGCCCCUUCUAUUGCUCUUACUCAGGCUAUAAUGAUGAGCUAUUGUGGGCAGCUACUUGGCUAUUCCUUGCCACCAAGAGGCCCGUGUACCUAAAGUACAUACAAGAAGAGUCCAUCAGUGCUUCUGUAUCUGAGUUUAGCUGGGACCUCAAAUAUGCAGGAGCUCAAAUCCUUCUCACAGAGUUGUUUCUUCAAGGAGAGAAAGGCUUAGAAACCUUCAAGAAACAAGCCGACAGUUUUAUAUGCUCAGUCCUUCCUGAUAGCCCCUAUCAUCAAAUUUACGUCUCUCCAGGUGGUUUAAUUCACUUGAGAGAUGGGGCCAACACUCAGUACGUCACAGGAACAGCUCUCUUGCUUAGCGUCUAUGGUGAUACGCUUGCCAAAUACAAUGAAAAAGUCACUUGUGGAGACAAACAAUUUGACUCAGCCCGCCUCAUGGCUUUCGCUAAGCAACAGAUGGAUUACUUGCUGGGGGAAAACCCUAAAGGAAGGUCAUACAUGGUUGGAUUCGGGCCAAAUCCACCAGUACAAGCACACCACAGAGGCGCUUCAGUCCCCCAGAUGUCUUCAGAUAAAAUUGUGAACUGUGCCAUGAGCUUCACAUAUUGGUUCACUAAAGACUCUCCAAACCCUAAUGAGCUCACUGGUGCCAUUGUUGGAGGACCUGACCGAUACGAUAACUUCAAUGAUAAGCGUUGGGAUUCUUCUAAGACUGAGCCAUGCACAUACGUUAAUUCACUCGCAGUUGGUCCCCUAGCAAAGCUUGCAACACACAACAUCUAACUUUAUUGUUUUAUGUGGUUGUGGGGAUGAAGAUCUAUGUAUCUCUAAAAAAAAUUACAAUUUUUUCUAUGU